UUUAAGAAUAAUAAAGAUCGAAAUUUUAAAAACCAGUGCCUGAGGAUUUAUCGACUGCCUUGAAUCCGUCUAUGCACCUAAAAGACAGCGUCCUCUUUCCAUUCCCUUCUCCAUUCCCCGCCAAAAGACGUUUCUCUGCUUCUUGUUCGACCAACAACGUUUGUUUUGGUUUAGUCAUUUAUAGAGGAGGCUAGGCCUCUUCAUGUUUGAUAGUACACCUAUAGCUUUCCAAUCUAUACUCUCUGAUUACAGCCCAUGGCUUCCGUGAGAUUGGGCUUAUUCAGCCGAGUCCCGUAUAGUUAAAAGUUGACUAUUUCUUCAGUCUUGGUCAAAUUAUUACAAUCCAUCCCUUUUAUUUAUUUAUGUGCUACUAAAUAUUAUAUUUUCCGAGUAAUUUCCCCGUACCUUCUUCUUUCUUUGCCGCCUUCAAACUGAAAAGGAAUCAAGACACUUUUUUGAGUAAUUAUUGGCUUCAUGCACGCGCGGGUUAAUGUUCCUGUGGGCGUUGAUUGGAGAAAUUGUUGUAUAUAAAGAGUGAAGAGCAGUUAGGGCUCGUUUUAUGCCGUCCAUAUGGGUAUUGGAGCUUCCACCCCCAAGACUUCUUCUGGCGAAUUGAAGAAAAAUAUUGCUAAAAAAUCUGGUCUGGAAACUGAUAAACAAAGGGUCUCGAUUAGACGGAAAGAGAAAGACAAGUCAAAGGUUGAGGAAACAGGGACUGCCAAAGAGAAGGCUGAAGAGACCAAAGCUAGCAAAGAAAAUAAAGUUGAAUUCGUGAGGGAAACUGAAGAAAGAUCAAAGGCUUUUGUUGCAAUUGCUGGAGUCAGAAAAGCAGUUGACAAGCUUUCUGAAAGAGUGGCUGCAUUAGAAAAGGCUGUGAACAGUGGGACAAAAGUUUCUGAUGAGGAGUUUGAUGUAUCGGCAGAGUUACUCAUGAGAGAGCUGCUGAAAUUGGAUGGGAUUGAGGCUGAAGGAGAAGCUAAGCUACAGCGGAAGGCUGAGGUGUGUCGUGUCCAAAACUUCCACGAGACACUGGACAAAUUGAAGACAACAAAUUCCAAAUUGUCUUAACAAUAGUGGCAAAGCUACCAUUUGACCCUGGAAUGAGAAGCUUGACUGUCCCUCGCCUAUGUCAUCUUUGACAAAUCCGUAGCAGAUGGAAGCAGUUUGAUUAGUUAAUAUUUGCCCAAUUCUUUAUCCUAUAAAAUUUAUCUGUUUAACGUAACACAUGUAUCGCUCCCUUGUUAUGAUUCAUUAGUGCCUUGUUAAUGAAUUGUUCCUUUGCUUGAGCUGUACCAUUAUCAGAGUAUAUUGGAGAUGAUCUUAAGUAAAUAGAAUUUAUUGUUGUUGAAAUAUAA
This is a messenger RNA of Gossypium raimondii (Peruvian cotton), 1355 nucleotides long. RefSeq names its product BAG family molecular chaperone regulator 4. Gene Ontology annotation, cellular component: cytoplasm. Gene Ontology annotation, biological process: protein stabilization. Gene Ontology annotation, molecular function: protein-folding chaperone binding; adenyl-nucleotide exchange factor activity. The transcript has 4 exons. Bases 571 to 1068 code for a protein of 165 amino acids. The record is from RefSeq and is a predicted model, not a curated record. Lineage: Eukaryota; Viridiplantae; Streptophyta; Magnoliopsida; Malvales; Malvaceae.